GCAUGUGGGAACAGAAGGUUUGCAACUGCAGACUGCGCAACUUCAUUCGGUAUAUCCGUAUGUCCAUGAUACGAGUUCCUGGAUAAUGCUUCAGACCUCGAAGAAACAGAAUGGUACACCCGUAAUUCAGGUCACGUGACGCUUUCCCUCUGCACAGAUAGGCGGAUGGCUUGACUCAGCCGCGGUGUUGGUGGAGAACUCAGUUGUCCGGAAUUCGCUGAAGAAGACAGUGCUGUGGGUGGUGCGGUCUCCGUAAAUGAACUGAAGCGGUAAGAUCGCCCUUCUGUUUGUUUUUUUAUUCGAUGGCAAUUAUUUACCAUUCAAUGUACUAACUGGAGGAAUCGAUGGGGUAUGUUGAUGAUCGUCUGCUCGACCAAGAAAGGCAUUUGUUUUCGAACUAGCUGUUCGCUGUUGCUGGCAGUUCCAUCGUCUACAGCUUGUUGGCUGACCUAUUGCAAAAGUUAUGUUAUCAUGGCGUUUCUCAGUCGUGGCUGAAGCAAUCAUGCGAGAUCUGCUGUAUCCAUGGUGUUUGACACUUUCAAAACAUUGUACAGUUAUUAUGCCUUGAUUGCAAAAAUUUGAAAUACCUGUUGCACAUUAUAUAAAAUUUUCUGCAUGCUUUCUGUGAACUUCUAUCCUAUAUUGGUCUCCCAUCUUAUGUAUGUGAAGAGCAUGCUGUCUUGUUCAUUAUGCCAGGUUUAGGAAGAUAUCCAUGCCCUUCGUGCCCUUAUGUUGCUGGCAAUCGUCGCAUGUUAGCUAGGCAUGCUGUAUUAAUUCAUUCUGAAAAAGUUUUCAAAUGUCCUGUAUGUCCAUUUAUCACCCGCUAUGCUGCCAACUGGUAUAGGCAUAAACGGGACUUACAUGGACUUAGUAAAAGUGCAAAUUGUGAAGUAUGUGGUUUUUUUGCCAGCAGUACUGCCGAACUUGCUCAGCACACAGAAGCAGAACACCCAGAGCACCUGCAGCUGGAAAAAUAUGAAGAUAAGUAUGCCAGAGAGAAAUUGAGACUGAGUGGAGGAGGAAUAGAGGAGCUACCACCUGAACCAAUAACUAUAAUUGAAGAAGGCGAUAGUCCUCUUGAGUUCGACCAAUCAGCAGUCUCUGAAGAACAUCAACUUGUAAAUGAAGAUAAUCAUGAAUCUAUUACCUUUUCAUUACCAACAAAUGGUUUACUAGAAGCUAAUGGAGAAGAGCUUAGUGCCAAUGGUUCAGAGGAAGAGAAAUCGCCCAUUAAAGUGGCGAUGAAUAGUGAUGUAGAACCUUCUUCUGAUACUUUGGGACCACUUAAAGUAAAGAGGAGCUAUAACUGUGAUCGGUGUGGGUUAUUGACUAGCAAUCCCAGAGAAUACUUAUAUCAUCUUCGCAACACACAUGGUGAAAGAAUAAGUGUGUUUGAAUGCAAAUAUUGCAUCUAUGCUUCUAAACAUGUACAGAAGUUGCAGAGGCAUUGUGGGUUAGUCCAUAGACAGUUAAUAACCAAAGAUCCUGAGUAUCAAAAACAAUUAGAAGCUCAAAAAGAAAAGAGGUCUAGACCAGGAAUGAAUAGACUUACUGCUGCUUCUUUACAACCCAAUACAUCUAUUGGCAAUUCUGCUUUGAAAACUGCUAAUUCAGUUGCAUCAAAUAAACCUGCACGAACUAGAGGACCAUUACCUUUUCGGUGUUCUCUUUGUCCAUAUCAGACAAGAAACAAAGGAUUCUUGCUGCAUCAUGAAAAGACUGUUCAUCUGAAGAAAAGAUUUUAUCGUUGUCUUCAGUGUGGUUACGUAACAAACGAGAAAGGUCGUUAUACAAAGCAUAUAAAGUAUCAUAGUUUACCUAAAAUGCAGUGUGAAUAUUGUUUUUUCAAAACAGCCUAUAAAUGGAACAUGGACAGGCAUAUGAAGAACCACGAAGAGGGAGCUGAAGGUGCAUUUCAAUGCACAGAAUGCAAUUUUACUACUUCUACUAAACAGUCAUUUAAAGCCCAUGUCACUAAUCAUCAUAACAAUUCAUCAGCCGAAAAUUUUCUAGAUCAGCAUGAAGAUAUGAAUGGCGAUAAUGAUGAGUCUGGUGAAUGGGAAGAUAUAGAUUCAAUUCCAGAUCAGGUUGAGGAGAAUCAAGUAUUGCCAGAUGAAAAUGUAUCUAUGGAGUCCUAUGAUUAUACCGAUUCCAGAGAUAAUUCUGAUACCGUAUGGAAAGAUGGGAAAGCUUACCAAAAGACUCUUCAGUGCAAAUUAUGCGAUUUCAAAGCUGCUUGGCCAUUUGAGAUGAAAAAACAUGAAGAAAACCAUAGAAGCCAGAAAAAGCAUCCUUGUCCUCUUUGUGGCAUGCGGUUUGAACACAUAGCUUGGCUAACGAAGCAUUUGCGCAGAGUGCAUGAGGAUAAUUCACAAGCUAAAAAUAUUGCUGCAGCUUUUGAUCUCCUGAAGCCAGCUCGUAGAAGGCCUGGUAAGGAAUACACCGCUGAUGCAGUUCUUCCGAUGUUUCAAGAAGUUUUAAAACAAAACAAUGUUUCAAAUAACAAAGUACAAGAGCCCCCAAAGAACUCAAUGUUGUCUACUUUAUUGAACAAACCACUUCAGCCACUUCCCCCGGUAUCUGUUAACAAGUUUAGUGCUCCAUAUAAGUCAAAGGCACUUGCCUCAGCUGCAAAUAUGUCUCGGCAGCUGAGAAUAUCGAAUUUCUAUGGAAGAACUUCAGCAAAUGAGACAUCCAGUAUGGCUGUGUCUAAUGCGAAAUCAAAAAAUGUACCUACUUGUAAUGUGUGUGGCUACAAGACUCGGUGGAUUUCAGAAUUGCAGCGACACAUGAGGGUACAUUCUCAGGAAAAGCCAUUUCACUGCCCCAAAUGUAAAUACCAUUGCAAGUGGAAAGGUGAUUUGAAUCGCCACUUGAUGAAGUAUCAUGGAAUUAAAGUGCCAUCAUCUAACAAAAAGCAUGGAGUCCCCAAAUUAAAAUUAAAGAAAUCAUCUGAUAUACCAUCUGAUGAUUGGCAACCUGUUAAACAAGAUAUUAAGAGAAAUCAAUUUUCAUCAUCUACUCCUAUUAGAAACUCUGAAGAAGAAGCUCCUUUGGAUUUGACAACUAAAGAUACUUUUCCACAUCCAUAUGCAAACAGUGACUCAUAUGAUCCUUAUGAUUUUGAAAAUUUCUCCUCUACAAUUGAUGAACCAAUUGUGGAUAUUGAAACUGUGAGUGACGGUGAAUCAUCAAAUUUCAAAUCGCCUCUGCAGCAUUUACGUGAUGUAUCAUACAAUAUUGAUGAUUCUUCCAACCCUUCUUCUAAGCGUAAAUAUCAAUGCCCAUAUUGUCCUUUUGGAAAUACUACAGCUUCUCGAUUUCAUGUUCAUAUUGUGCAACAUUUUAAUAGAAGACCAUUCAUGUGUUCUGUUUGUGGUUAUAAUUCCAACUGGGAGUGGGAUAUCACUAAACAUAUACGUCUGAAAGGCUGCACAGAUAGAUAUCAUAACAAGGCAUGUGUUCUCUUAACAGAUGAAUCUGGCCGUAGAAACUAUGAAAAGUAUGAUAAAUAUUUAGUAGAUAUAAAUCAGCCUCCUCCGACAGUAUUCACUAGACUUCCCGAACCAAAUGGUAUUCCAGAUAUGGAUAAAUACAGACUGUCUGACCACAGCAAUAACAGGCUCCUUCAAGUUGAUCAACCAAAUAAAAACUGCAGUUAUGAUUUCAGGAAUAUAGGCUCAAAUUUUGAAGAUACGCCUGAAAAUAUUGUUGUUACGCCUGACAUCAAUAUUCCUGAUCAGUCUGAUAUCAUGGAACCUCAACAGAAUUUUUAUGGAGACCAGUCUGAUAUGGUAGAUGGUACGUCAGAAAGAUUUUAUGAUGCAAAGAACUUUUUCUGCAAGCAUUGUGAUUUCAAGCAUUCGACAAAGAGAGUAGUCAUUAGCCAUCUAUCUAUUCAUGCUGGAAUAAAACCCUUCCGUUGUCGAGCUUGUGGUAUUACUUCCAACUGGAGACAUGUCAUAGUAAGACACGUGAAGGAUGCUCACAAUGGUUACAUGCAUGAGGUUGAAGAUCGAAUCAGCUAUAUUCAGGAAGGCUUUGGAUUACGAUUGACAUCUGUAAAUAUAAAUAAUCAGGAUUCUGGUAUUAACAGCCCCAGAAUUCAAACUCCUCAGUUUGGAUGCAAGAUUUGUCCUUACAAAUGUGAUAAGGAAGUUUACAUGAAGUUCCACAUGAAGCAACAUAGGCCUAGAGAAGGAGCUAUAUACAGAUGUGAUUACUGUCCAUAUUUUGUGAAAUUUAAGAAAACCUUAACUCGACAUCUCAAGCUCCAUAACCCCUUAUCUCCCAAUGAUACAGCAGCUGAGAAUUUUGAAGAUGACGAGAUAAAGCAAGAUAUGUUUGAAAGCCAAUCUUCUAUGGAUAAUAAUGUUGGUAAUGUGUAUGAUUUCUACGAUAAUCAAGUUAAUGAUUCGCCUGAUGAUUCAAUUGCUAUCUCUUUUGACACACUUAAUCAGUAUACUAACUCUGAAUCAAUGUCGCCUCAAAAAAUCAAGAGACACAUAUGUGAAAGUUGUCCUUAUAAAACUGAUAACAAAACCCAAUAUUUGUAUCACAAACAAUUUCACAGGCCAAAUCCAUCAGCUCCUUUCAAAUGCUCUGUCUGUACUUAUUGGGCAACUAUGCAGCAUCUUCUUACUCAGCAUAUGAAGGUGCAUUCUGAGUCUGAAGGGGAAACUGAAACUUCUACUCCUAAAGAACAAAAUAUUGAAAAAUCACCUGUCGAUAAGCAAGAGUUGGAAAGUGAUUGGACUGAAAAGAUGUCUGUUGUUUAUGUAAAGCGAGGUGACCUUAUAGUAAAAAUGUUUAAAUGUAAAUUCUGUCCUAUGAUGAAUAAAAAGAAAGCUAAUGUAAGAGUUCAUCAGAAAAUGCAUGGAGUUACAGUGAAUAAUGGUAAAUUUGCUUGCUCAUAUUGUGAUUAUCAGUGUUUGAAUCAGGGUGGUUUGACAAAUCAUCUUAAAAUACAUCAAAAGGUUCCUGAAAAAGAAGCGUAUAUUGAAGAAAAUAUCAUGGAGCAGUCCUCAAAAGCAUCCGAUUCUAACAAUGAUGAAACUGGUCCUUCUCGUAAGAAAUCCAUUAGCUAUUUCUGUGACAAAUGCCCUGCACACUUUAAAACUUCUCAUGAUUUAAAUAAUCAUUCUAAGUUCCAUGGAUCAUCUUUUCCAUAUCCAUGUACUCAUUGUGAUUAUCGAGCUAGACAUAAACCUCACUUGUAUCAACAUAUAGCAGUUCACUCUCCAGAAUACCAAGCCAAACGCAAUGCUGCUGCACGUCUGUCUGAGACUGAUAGUUCAUUAUCUGUUGAUCCCAUGAUGGAUACAACUGAAAUUCCUGUAGUGAAAAAGAUUGAUCAAAUGUUGCUCUUGGAAGCAUCUGAACUGAAUACUGCCAUGAAAAAGACAGGUGAAGCUGCAAAUCUCCUUCAUAGGUGCAUGAUAUGCAAUGCACCUUUCAUUAAAACAUCCACUCUUACAUAUCAUAUAUCUUUGCAUGGAAGUGAUGGUGAAUUCAAGUGUUCACAGUGUGAUUAUGCUGUAAAUAGAUCCUCGAAUCUUACCAUUCAUUCACAAAUACAUCCCAAGAAGAAACCUCCUCCAAAGCCAAAGAAAUUGCCUCUUCGUAACUGGCCUUGCAAACAUUGUCCUGCUGUGUUUUACAAGCAGGAUCGAUUUGAACGUCACUUAAAUCUUCAUGGGAAAAACUAUAGAUUUGCUUGUGAACAUUGUGAUUAUUCUGUACGCUUUGCUGCUAACCUUAUUAAGCAUAGAGCUCUUCAUGUGGCCAAACCUGAUGCAGAAAAUAACCUGUCGUCAGCAAAAGUUUCAGACGACUCUGCUUCAGUUGCAACAUCACCAAGUGCUACUGCCAAGCCUUUAGCUGAGAACACCAAUUUUCUAGAGUGUGAAGAAAAGAAAAUAACUUACAUUUGUGAUAGGUGCCCUUAUUUCCAAAAUAGGAGGGAUGCUGUUCAGAGUCACCAACGACGCCACUGGUACAAAGAUGGUUUUAAAUGCCCUUACUGUGAUUAUACUUCUAUGCAAAGUGGCUUUGUACAAAGUCACAUAAAAAUGCACAUACAACCUCACCAAUUAUUCCCUGCUCAAGCAUUCAUGAAAUACGAGUCUUUCAAAAUUUUCUGUAAAGAUGAUGGUGAAGAUGUUCUUUUAUUUGACGACCAAGUUAUGAUGAAAGAAAAACAGUCCGACACUUAUCAUGAAGGGAAGAAAAAAAGGAGAAAAACUGAAGAAAGUGGAGAAAAAAGAAAAAUUCGAAAAUUAUCUACAGACUCCACUUCUAUGGACUCGAAUUCAUCAGAUUCUGUAAAUAAACCUAAAGUGCCUGUUGUUAUGUUAUCAGAUAUUCUUUCAGAUAAAGAUCUAAGAAAAUGGGCCCCUAAACUUAAAAUUCCCAAAUUGAAGAUAACUAAAUGUACAGAUUCCAAUUCUAGUGAGAAAAUUUAUUCCAAACUAAACAUAUCUUAUGACGGUGAAGAUAAAUUACAAACUACUUUGUCAAAACCAGUUCCAAGUCUAGUUGUGAAAAUUAGCAAAGUAGAGAGUAGCAGCAAAAGUGACAAAGCUGUGUAUAGUGUUUCCACCAAGACAUCAGUUACCUCGGAACAUUCUACGAGCAUGAUCAUCAAAAAAGAUCCUGUUGAAAAUACUGUUAGUUCUGAUCCUGAUCCAGUGAUACAAAAACCCGACUCUGCCUUGUCUGUUCCUGCUGACUCUGAUGCACAACCUGAUAAUAGUGUUUCUGAUACAAAGGAUUCAGAAAAUGAAAAUAAGGACCUUGGUUCAUCUAAUGAUGAAAUUUUAAAUGAAGUGGAGGAUUCUAAAAAUCUUCUGUCAUCAAUUGAUGAAAGUGAUAGGAAGUCAGAAGAAUCUUUUUCUAGUGAUACAGUUCCUGAAGUAAGUGAUGUUUUAUGUGACAAAUUAAGUGUAUUAUCAGAUUUAUCUUUCGGAAAGAAUUUGCCUUUGACAAAUGGUGAAACUGAUUCUCAUAUAACGAAUGGUCUUGGCUUGUUACCUGAAGAAAUUGCAGUUGAACUGUAAAAUAUACCAAAGAAUAUUUUUUAUCUGUACUGUGAAGUAUUUUAACUUAAUGAACUGAAGACUAUUCAAAUGUCAACACAUUUUGUAUAUAAAUAUUUAGUAAUUUUAUGUAUUUUUUGUUUGUUUGUUUAUUGUAAAUGAUCAAAUGACCAUGUUCAAGGUAUUGAGCAAGUGUUGCAUUCCGCAAUUUUCUUGAAUGUUCUUAAUUUAAAAAAAAAUAUGCAAAUUCUUAGUUAAAGAAAUAUACUAGAAACUCAAACGAAUUAAUGCGUGCAAAUCUUUUAUUAUAAGAAUCUAUUGAUUUCAUAUGAAUAUUUUAUUAGACUUCAUUUUCUGCACUUAUUAUAACUGUGCACUAUUUCAAACUUGUUCAUUUUUUCACAUUUUUUUUUCAAUCAUUUGUACAAUAACCUCUUAUUAUUCUCUCAUUCUUAAAAAUAAAAUAUGUAUCUGGACCAUGCUAAUUUUACAAUAUAUAUAUUAUGUUAAACAUAUUGUUAAAAUGUAAAUUUAUUGUAACACCUCUUGAAGUAACAAUGAAAGAAAUCAAUAUUUAAUAAAACAGCUUAAUUUAAACUAACUGAUAAAAUGAAAUUUUUACUUAAAUGCUGUAAUGUAUCAUUGUUGAAAAUAAAUAAAUUGAAUAGCUUGGUAAACCCUGAUAUGUUAUUAAUAGGAGGUUAUUGUAUUUAAUUUAGAAAGAUUUUAUUUUUAAGUAAAUUGUGCAUCACUAAAGAAAUCAAGGUUCCUGCCUAUUUUGGAAUUUAUGAAAUUUGUCUUUUGAAGACUAGCAUAAAAAUGAGUAUAAAUUUUUUUCUUGAAGAAAUAAAUUAUCUACAAGUCAUAUUUCAAAAAUUAUUUUAUCUGAUUAAUCAAUAAUAAUAUUGCUAUAUAAAAUGUAUAUUUUAUGUUUGAUUUUAUCUAUAAUUUUUUUAUAUUUGAUAAUAUGAUUAUUUAGUCUACAAGAUAUUUACUUUUUUACUUAUUCAAAAUAUUUACUUUUAAAAAUACUAAUUUAAAAAUAAUUACUUUUAUAUUAAUGCUCUCAUUAAUUUGAAAUCUUAAUGUAUUUUAAAAUAUAACUAUGUUAAUGUUCUCAAUAAUUUUAUUACAAUGCAGUUUCUUAAAAAUUGAAAUGAAAUACAAUACUACUGUAACUGAAGAGUAGCAUUGUAUUUCACUAGAAACAAUUAUAAUAGAAAGCUUUGUAAGAUAUUUAAAAUACAUUACUUAGUAGUAAUGUAAAUUAAACAAAACAUUUAUUUUUACUGUAUUAAUCAUUACUAUUUUUUAAAUACAUUGUGCUAAUUGGUAAACAAAUUUAUCUAUAUUGCAAAUUAUUUGCUAUGUCAGACUUAUUAUCACUAUGUACAAGUUAGCUUUUUUCUAUGAACAGUGGACAAAAUCUGCUUCUGUAACAGCCUAUUAAUUUUUGAAAAAUAUGCUUCUUUACUCUGCUGAAGAGUUAAUUUUUUUAAUAAUAUUUUAUUUAUCACAUUCUGUUGUGCACCAUAUUUAUUUGAUGAAUAGCCAGAGUUUUAUUUUUCAUAUCUUUGGAAUUGCUGGCCCUUUUGUAUUAUGACAAUAUUUUUAAUUCUAGUCAAACUACUUAUGAAAAUAUUAGUUCGACUAAAUUCUUGUGAGCAUUAUUUAACUUCUGUUUGAUUACUUAAGUAUAAUUGUAACUUAUGUGCCCCAAAAGAAUUCUUAAUUCUUAGUUAAUACUUUUUUUCACCUUAUUUUCUCCGUAUGUUUGUGCUGCAUGCAAUUUCUCUUUAUAACAAAACUUUUAUAUAUUGACAGGUAUGAAAGAAAUUAGGUUUAUUAUUAAUUGUUGCUGUUGUUUUUAUAUAAUGGCCAUCCUGAAUUGUGUUCAUCUCAUCAUCACUACCUUGGAACAUUUUUAAUGUGUGCUAUUUAUGUUAAAUUUAUAAAAAAUGUGAAUUGUAUUAUGUGUGAUGUGUGUUUUAUUGACACUUAAACUUGAAGUCUUCACAAAUUCUUCACUUGUUUGUACUUCUGCCAAAUUAAUUUUAGCAUUAGAUUUUUGUUAGGUUUAGUUCACUUAGGGUUUUAGAGUCUUGCUAAUCAGAAUCAAAAAUUUCUGGGCAGAACUUUAAAUGUAGCUGGGGGGGGGGGGUAUCAAAAGGUAAGAUUAACUAUGACUAUGCACUGCCAGAUCUUUUUUAAUUAUUCUGAAAAAAUAAACCUUAAUGACUGUUUCUAGCUAUUUUAAAGGAGUAUUGAUUUUUUUAAUAAUAAUGUGUUGAAUUAUUAUUGAUACAAAU
Messenger RNA from Argiope bruennichi, 9346 nucleotides. RefSeq lists its product as uncharacterized. Gene Ontology annotation, molecular function: chromatin insulator sequence binding. The transcript is spliced from 3 exons. Gene Ontology annotation, cellular component: chromosome. Bases 690 to 7058 code for a protein of 2122 amino acids. The record is from RefSeq and is a predicted model, not a curated record. NCBI's taxonomy places the organism in Eukaryota, Metazoa, Arthropoda, Arachnida, Araneae, Araneidae. Gene Ontology annotation, biological process: regulation of transcription by RNA polymerase II.